GAUGAAGAUUUCGCUGUUCGGGAGACAGAAUGUAAAGGCAGGGCAGUGAGUCUAUUAUAUAAUCUUGUCAGCAAAGAUUCGGUUCUGGUAACUGCCUGGAGUGCUGGACAAUUACAGGUUGAUGCUCUGGUUGAUGAAAUCCAGCCAGUUUGGAUAUCUGGUAACUCAUCUCGUCUUCGCAUGAACUCCCACAACAAAAUACAAGGAGUUGCUAUGAUUUGUGAGUCAAACAUAGGUGAGCUACCAGUUGCAACUUCAAAUCUGCCGCUCGAUCACACUGUUUGGUUAGGGCAUCCGCCGCCACUGUUAAGACUUGCAAUGGUUGAUUUGGCUCUUCCCACAAAGCGUGAAGGUGGCUCUCUUGUUACCUUGUUUGCUGACUCCCUUUUGCCAGAACGAAUAUACUCCCUCCACGACGGUGGUAUUGAUUCAACAGUCUUACACUCUCUUCCCUUCACAAGUCAGGCCACUGGAAAAGAU
Messenger RNA from Camelina sativa (false flax), 480 nucleotides. NCBI's taxonomy places the organism in Eukaryota, Viridiplantae, Streptophyta, Magnoliopsida, Brassicales, Brassicaceae. The record is from RefSeq and is a predicted model, not a curated record.